Venturia canescens is the source of this 5253-nucleotide messenger RNA. RefSeq names its product homeobox protein PKNOX2. The record is from RefSeq and is a predicted model, not a curated record. NCBI's taxonomy places the organism in Eukaryota, Metazoa, Arthropoda, Insecta, Hymenoptera, Ichneumonidae. Gene Ontology annotation, biological process: regulation of transcription by RNA polymerase II. The transcript is spliced from 7 exons. Gene Ontology annotation, molecular function: RNA polymerase II cis-regulatory region sequence-specific DNA binding. Bases 837 to 2207 code for a protein of 456 amino acids.
GCUCAACACUGCUGAUAUUUCAGAAAUUUUACACGCGAUCACGUAUGCAUACAUAAUAUUGGUGUUUCAAAUGAGGACUUAUUGCCAAAAAAAUGCUUCGGAAUGCGCUUUACUGACAGCUCACUUGAAAUUGAUAAAACGACCAAUUGAGUGCUCUUUGUACCGAUUUUUUCCUUUUACACGCAGUAUGUAGCGCCAUCUGCAACAGGCGAUAGCAAGAAUAUAAUGCCCGCUUCUUCAGCGAAAAGUAUUGAAUCGAUGACGUCACAAAAGACGAGACAGUGGAAGGAGGUGGACGAGCGGGUAGUAGUGGACGGUUCGCGGCGCGUUGAAAAAUGUCCAAUUACAUUAAUUUAUCGUCGGCGUAAAUAGUAGUGACUUGUACGUGUUUCUCGUGCUCCGAGUGUUCCGGUUGUUUUCCACUACGGUAUUCUUCUCAACAAAACACUUUCUUUCGUCGCUUUAACAGCACGUGGGGAGCGGGAAUAUUACAAUUGCGAUAGUACAGUGUUAUAGAGCGAGACGAUCCUUUAUUCGGCUUGAAGAACGUGAUAACGCGAGUGGUGUCAAAAAACAUAAGACACGGAAAAUUCAUGAUUUUGGCAUAGCUGAAAUCGAACACAAAACAAGAACGAAGAAUAACGAGGUUCUCAGAGUUCAAAGGUCGUCGCGACAUUCAAGAUGAUCCGAUAGGGGAGCUCGAAAAUAAUCACAUUUGAAAAAAAACCGGGAAAGUUGGCUCUCCUUGGAAAGGAAAUAGCGAGAGGCGCAGGCAGGCGCGCCGAUUGGAAAAGGUUGAACACAAACGAUGGAACGAGUGACGGAGGAAUGAUAGAAUGCAAGAGGGUAGCACCGCCGUGGCGCUAGCGAUGGUGACUCCUGGCUACGAUCAGGACCCUGCGAGUGGGGUUGCCGACUACACGACGCAUCAGGAUCAAGCACAAUUCGAAGCUGACAAGCGAGCCGUUUACAAGCACCCGCUGUUCCCGCUGCUGGCGUUACUUUUCGAAAGAUGCGAGCUCGCGACCCAGAGCUCGGACAAUUCAAUGUCCGAAAGCUUCAAUAUGGAUAUACAAGCUUUCGUCCAGCAUCAAGAAAGAGACCGAAAGCCUUUUCUGAUCAAUGACCCAGAGAUUGACGGCUUGAUGAUCAAGGCGAUACAGGUGUUGCGCAUACAUCUGUUAGAAUUGGAAAAAGUCCAGGAAUUGUGCAAGGACUUUUGCAACAGGUACAUUGGUUGCUUGAAAGGGAAGAUGCAGAGCGAGAAUCUAUUGCGAAGCGAUUACAGUCAUCACGGGCACGACAUGGGCCCGUCAAGUGGGAGCAAUGGGAGCAGUCCACUGCAGGUGCUGUCAUCUACAGGCAAUGAUGUUGAGCCGGGAGCUAACGGACUCGGAGUGAGCAGAGGUGACGCGCUGUCGGAUAACGGCAGCGUUGAUCUCCCGAUCGCACAGGAUGAGGAUCCUCUCGAUCUCGAGAGAUCCUCCACCAGAUCGUCAUCCGUCAACGCUCAUCGCUCCGUCAGAUCGGACAGCCACGAUCAAGACGAUCCACUUUCACCUUCGACGAUACACGGGAGCACGCCACUUUCCCAAAUCGGUGCUCAUUCCUGUGCACCUGUUAACGAUAUUUAUCUCGGCCAAGAUAUCACUGUUACAGGUUCCCCGUCUCCGGGGCCAAGUGAAGACGACGACGACGGUAGCGGUGGUGCACCGGCGACUCAUAGCGGUGGUCACGGGAGCAUCAGAAAAGGAAGACAAAAGCGUGGUGUUCUGCCGAAACAGGCGACCAGCAUAAUGCGAGCAUGGCUCUUUCAUCAUUUAGUCCAUCCCUAUCCGACGGAGGACGAAAAGCGUCAGAUCGCGAGUCAAACAAACUUGACGUUGCUGCAGGUGAACAACUGGUUCAUAAACGCUCGUCGGCGUAUUCUUCAGCCGAUGCUCGACGGUGCAGGUGCAGAGGCGUUGCCGCGAACCGGUAAACGUCACAAGGUAGCGAAGCAAUCGAGCCAGAAUCAACAACAAAAUCAACAGUUACAAGACCAGCAAUUGAGUCAACACCAGUCACACUCGCAGCAGGCAAUUGGUGCAGCAGGCGGUGAUUGGCAAUCCGAGGAUUCAGGUAGCGAGUCAGGCUCCAGCGAUGGCGAUGGAGGUGCCGAAAAGUUUAAGGAUGGUAAUGAAAGCGACGAGGACGAUCUUCACUGACCUUCGUUCUACGUCGCAUACGUUACGCUGACCUCCUCAUGGUACCUUCGAACCCAGUUGCUCAUUACAGUAUUAAGGUAUUCGAGGAUAGAUAUCGCUUUAACUGUCAAAUACGUAAUAACUCAUGCGAUUAUAGGUGAUUUCCUAUACAGGUUUCGUAAUCACUUUAUUUGCUGGAUUUUUUUUCUCGUUUCUUUUUCGGUCACGUCGACCACGAGCCCAUUUUUUACUCUUCCAAUCAUUUCUCACGAAUAAUCUAACGAUGGGUUGUACAAAACAACGCGCGUCGCGUUCGUCAACAAUUUCACAAAAGUCUCUGACGGUUCUUCGACCAACUGGGACUUGAAUUCCAAAAUAAUUUGGAAAAAAAAAAAUUUAUGCAAAUAUGUAUUCCGCAGAGAUUCCAAUUUACUCAUCUUCUGCUACAUUGACGAUAACGUUUUGAUCGGAAUUUUUAAUAAAAGUGACAUAACUCUGUACGAAUAAUCCGAGGAAAAAAUCGACGUUUUCGUACCGGCUAAUUAAUCAGGAAUUAAAUCAUAGCUGCGUUAACUUCGAUCUACGAUCACGAUUGCUCCGAAUAUUUACCGAAUUUCCGUCUACCAGAAAGUCGCACCAUUUUCAUAGCUUAUACAUUCGUUACUAUAUUUUUUCUAUCUAAGUUUCUCAAUUGUCUAAAUAGUUUACCAGCGUUAAAGUAAUGAUCGUUUCAGUCUUACUUCCUCGUCCAACUUCCCGGUGAUUUAUCGUUAUCCGUUACUGUACGUUUGUUCAUUUCGUUUCACCACUUCCAUUGCUCCGUGUAAAAUUGAGUAAGAAUUGCCGUAAUAAACGAAUUAAAAAACAAAGAAGAAAAGCAAAAAAUCAGAGAAAUACACAGACACACAAUAUUUGUGCCAUCGUAGAGCGUGGUAGCUUCCACGCAUAGUCCUUAUUCCAGCUCUGCAUCGUCGCGACGUAGCAAAGUGCUGUCCCUCCAAGAUAAUAACAAUAAUAAUAAUAAUAAUAAUAACAAUGAUAUUAAUAACGAUAUUACUACUUAAAUUAAAGUAUAUAACGAUUAUAUUUUUAAACUCUAAGUGUCGUCUCUGUGCGUGUACCCCGAGCAAGAUUGGAGAUUAAGGUACUGCUGUACAUAUAACAAACUGACGGUUACUAAAUAAUAAAACUGAAUUGAUACGGUUGACGGUUGAAAAUUGAGAGAAAAAAAAUGAAGAAAAUCUAUACGAAAGGUGAACUACUACUAAAUAUAUAUAUAUAUAUAUAUACAUAUAAAUAUAUAUAUUGUAUACUAUAAUCCCCUUUUCCUUGUAAUUCGAAAAUUAUAAACACUAAACGACUGAGGGAGGAAGAAAUGCGAAUAAAAAAGAACUAACUCUACACACACGCACACGCCAUUCUUAAGAAAUAAGUUAUGUAAGGUGUAGUACCGAUGUUCCACUGUCUGCAUACGAUAAUUGCGCUUCCACCUGUACUCGUUCGGGAUCGAUUAAAAAAUGAGGUUGAAAUUGUGCAAUUUAAGUUAAUUUAAACGUCGUUAAGGAAAGAAAAAAAACGAACUUGAUAAGGAGUUUUGUUUAGAGCACGUUUUAAUCGAGUUCCGUCCAGAAUUUGUCGAUUUCUGACAAAUUAGACAAUUUGACUUCCCUCCUUUUAUCGUUACACGUUGUUUUUUUUAAUUUUUUUUUAAUUUUUUUUUUAAAGAAAAUUACUUUGACGUAACUUGAUUCCAGAUAUUUUUAGUUCUAUGAUUGACGACGAUUCAUUAAUUCUGAUCCCGUUCGGAUGAAUUCAUCGAAACUAUAAUCGGUUGGAGACAGCUGCGACAGUGCGGGUUCUCUCGUAAUAAAAAACAUUUUGACAACGAUUGUUUAACACGAAUGCGUUUAAAUCCAAAACGUCUGAAUUAUUUUAAAGACCAAGUUGUAGUUUCUCUUUGUGAGAGUGCGAAGGAGAGGUGCAGAUUGUUGACACGAGCGCACACGUGGAAUCCGAGCCACGAUCUGUACCGUCGUAAUGUAACUACUUUGUGAAAAACUAAAUGAAAAAAAAACGAGCAUAAAAAAAUACUAAAAAGUAAAAAAAAGAAAAAUGGAAAGAGGAUUUUGAACGAACGUUAUAUUCUAAGAGGUAGGGUUUAAGGCUGAACCACGUAUACGUAUGUGCUGCGGCACCAGACGACUGUGAUAGCUCGGUGGGCGGUGCCCAGCCUCCUAAUUCAUACUUGCAUACCGAAAUAACUAUUGAGAAGUACUUGAAUGGCGACCUAGAAAGAUUAGAAGGGUGGCUGCGCCUAACACGAAAAAGAAAUGAAAUAAGGAAAAACGAUGAGGAGAGUAAUGAAGAAGGGGAAAGCCACUCAUCGACUGAGAUCUUACUCUUAUACGUAUCCAUGCACACGUGAACGUAUCGAAUCCAUAUUUCCCUUGGCUUUGAGUCAUAUUUUUGCCCCUGCGGCGUAAACGCUGGAUUGGAAGCAACUGAAUUUUAAACGAAAAUAGAGAAUAAACGAACAAAUGAAUUUUGGAUUUAUCAUUGAUACACGUGUGUACGGACUUCCGAUCAAAAUGUUUGCGUUGAUAUACCAAUGGCGAUAUCACCUUUCUCAUCGGAUUUGUCCAAAUAUUUCGUAAAGAGAAGUAGAAAUGGACCAGAAUGAAUGUUUUUUCUCUUUGUUUUGUAACGUCAAUUCGUUCUUGUCAUCAUUAUUUUGUAUAAUUUAUUAACCCGUGGAUACCCCCUUUACAACGAAUUCUUCCGCAUAAUCGUUAAUCUUGUAGAUCAUUGUUCUUUUCGUCGACUUGUAAAACAGAUUCGUAUUUUGAGAGUUAUUUCUCAUGCGUGUAAUAUUUCGGUCCAUUUCUAAAUUUCGUAAUAAGACAUUUUUUAAAUAAAUAAGCUAAAAACCUAUUACAUACGUUAAUAACAUGCGUUGCGUACUGGAAAAAAACACAUGCGCGAAUAAAUUGAAUACUUUUCUCUCGUGUACAUCUAUGCCCUGUUAAUUAAGUUUAUUGAUAAUAAAUGCCAUCACGCUUGCAAUACA